Microtus oregoni (creeping vole) is the source of this 2746-nucleotide messenger RNA. It is a transcript of the gene Meak7, whose product is annotated as MTOR associated protein, eak-7 homolog. NCBI's taxonomy places the organism in Eukaryota, Metazoa, Chordata, Mammalia, Rodentia, Cricetidae. Bases 224 to 1627 code for a protein of 467 amino acids. The record is from RefSeq and is a predicted model, not a curated record. Gene Ontology annotation, biological process: TOR signaling. The transcript has 8 exons.
UCUGUGCCGCUCGGAUGGUGGAGUUCUCUGGAAGCGGCUGCAUGUCAGUGGGGACAUCUCUGCUGGAAAUUCUGAAGCUUCCCUGCACCCUGCCUCUGCUGUGUUUGUCCCCAGCACCAGAAAAGGCCGGGUAGGGCUGACAGGAACCUAUUCCACCCUCCUGUCCAAAAGACCAGUUGGCAUCUACUUCUGUGUGACAAGUGCUACUACACUGGCCGGUAGGAUGGACUGCAGGAGAGAGCUCCAGAGACCAGGCAAGAUGGGAAAUGCCAAGAGCCUGUCGAGCCAGAAAAUGGGUUCCAAGUUCCUGCCCGAGGAGCAGGCUGAGGUGGAUAGGCUGUUUGAUGUCCUGUCAUUUAAUAAAGGUGGCUCGGCCGCGGGGACUUUCUCUCUGGAGGCGCUAAAGAGCCACGUCAAGGAGGUUCUUCCUCUGGUGAUGGUCACCAGGCUAUACAACGGCAUGUGGAGGGUCAAGGCCACCCACAAGGCACAAGGGGGCAAGAGGAAUGUCUCCCGGGAGCAGUUCACAGUGUUCCUGUCCCACCUGUUGAAAGGCAGCUUCGAGGAGAAGGGCCACAUGAUUAUGAAAAUGAUCAUAACUGCAGAGGGUCCUGUGACGGCCAGAGACGUCCAGAAGUUCACAGAGGAACUGGUGACCUCUGUGGUGCACGUGCUGACCCACCGGCAUGAACUUCGAGGCUGGACUGGGAGGAAAUCCACAGUGUCCCCCACCAGUGUGCAGGCCAUGGCUGCCCAACUGCUCUCAGAGAUGAAGUUUCAAGAUGGCCACAAGUUUCGGGGGCCUCAGUGCCUGGACCAGGUCUGCGACCAAGCUGUGAUUGAGGACUGGGUGUUCCAUGUCCCUCACGUGGGCCUGUUUCUGAGCGUGGUCAUCCUUCGGGGCCUUCGCCUCCUGAACUCAUCCGUGGACCUUUCCACGCUGGUGCCCGAGCGCCACGUGGAUAAGGGGCAGCCGUUUGAGAGCAUCCUGGACGUGCUGCCGGUCAUCUACCUCAACUCCCACCUGGCCACAGAUCAGCAGCACCGCUGGCGGCUGCUCUUCUCCACACAGCUCCACGGACAGAGCUUUUCCCAGCUGUGCAGCCGCAUCACACACCAGGGGCCCUGCCUGGUUGUCCUCGAGGACAGGGAUGGCUAUGUCUUUGGUGGCUUUGCCUCCCGUUCUUGGGAGGUCAAGCCUCAGUUUCAAGGGGACAACAAAUGCUUCCUUUUCUCCAUCACACCCAGUAUGGCCACGUACACGUACACAGGCUACAAUGACCACUUCAUGUACUUGAAUCACGGACAGCAGACCAUGCCCAAUGGACUGGGCAUGGGCGGGCAGCACCAUUAUUUUGGGCUUUGGGUGGCUGCAGACUUUGGGAAAGGACACAGCAAAGCUAAGCCCACAUGUACCACCUACAACAGCCCACAGCUGUCUGCCCAGGAGGACUUCCAAUUUGAUAAGAUGGAGGUGUGGGGGCUCGGUGAUGUCUUAGAGACAUGUCUGGUCAAGAACAAGAAGAGCAUCCUUGACUCGGAUCCUGCAGCCCAGUCCCUGCUGGAGAUCAGUGGACGGACUCGCCACAGUGAGGGACUGCGGGAAGUCCCCGAAGAAGAUGACUGAGGCUCCUGAACCGUGGGCUUCCUGGAGCAAGGGCUGGGACUCCCCCAGCGAUACAGUGCACAGGGUAUCCAGAUUCCUCACAGCCAGGGAGACAAAACCCUGCAGACCCUCUGCCCUGACUCUGGCUUAGCUUUAACACCAGCCACAUGGCCACAGCCAUGCCAAAAGAAACCCCUCUGAAGCCAUAUUGAUGGGUGUUGCCUCCCAGGAUCCCUAUGCAUAAGUUAGAACGUUGGCCUUAUACUUUUUCAUUUCAUGUCAAUGGAAUCCAAGACAAAGAGGCUUGAAACCUGCCGGAACUGGUGAUGGGUAGGGGCGUGUAUUCUUGCCUCAGGAGGUGGCUGCAUGCGUGGCCUUUGCUCUGGGUCUCAGUGGGCACUCUGAUGACUCAUCGCAAGUGGAAAGACAGAGGUGCUUAGAUGAACAUCUUGGUACUUUGUAAGAACACCCUCAGCGCCACCAUGGGACUUCUGGGUUUGUAGCGAAAGCUCUGAAGGUAAUGUUUCUGGGGGCAGGACUCCUCAGAGCAGGUUUGGGAUGGGGUUCCCAUCUAGUUUUCUCAACACUUUUUUUUUUUAAAUGAGUCAGAUUAGUAGAUGGGCGAACUUGACCUAUCUGCCCAGAGACCAAGUCAUUACUGUGCUGCUAACUAAAUUUGAGGGCAUUUGGAGGGAGCCAGAGUCUGGGUGCUUGCUUAAUGGAUGCCCAAGAUCCAUCCCUUAAGUCAGUGGUGGGGGAUGCCCAGCCUUGGCUUGGAGUGGCAGCUUCUAGGUGCCUUCUCUAGGGUCACAGCUCAAGCCUCCUCAGAAGGAGGGUGAGUGAUGGGACAGAAAGACUCCAGCGAUCCCGAAAGACUGACGAGGACUCAGGUGGUCAGGCUGCCCAGCACACUGUAAGUCAUUGCCACCCAGUGUCACCCACUCAGAGGAGCCACAGGCCCUUCUCUGAGACCUCUACCUCUUCCCUUUGCCUUGUGCUGCAAACCUCAACUUUACAGAUCUCCUGUACAGUUUGCCUCAAUUAAAAGCCAUAGUAAAUUCAGCAUUUUUCCAGUUCUGCACUUUUUGCCCAGGAAUCUCCUGGAAUACUCCAUGUAACCAUCUUGAGCACAGAAGAAGG